AUUCUAAAAUAUUAUUGAAUAAUGAAUGAUGAGCUAAGAUGGGGCCUUUUCCCUCCUUGCUUAUCCACAAAAGUCCAUCUUCAAGGUUGUAAUUUUCGGCAAUAUCAGAUCGAAAAUGGAUAAACAAAACAAUGUGGGCCUUCCCUAACUGGUUGGUACAGUGGAGUGGUUGAGCUUGUAAUCGUAAUUGUAAUUGAGCGUCAUGAGCUUGAACCUCAUCACUGUUGGUCCGCUCUUUAAAAUAACCGAGCUCGUUGUGGGUUUAUUCAAAACGCACCCUUGUGACGACGACAUGACUCGUCACCCGGAGAUAUGAAAAAAAUAAAAGGAAACAACAUGGGGCGAGACAAAGAAGUGAGAGUGCAUGUGAAGACGCGUCAUCUUUGUCCACUCCCCAAAACGCGUGGCCCAACUGCCUUCAAUUCCAUCCAUUACUACUUUACUACAUACCCUUCUAUCCUUCUUCUCUUCCCUUUUUUGUAGUUUUUUUAUUUUUAUUUUUACCCGCGAAAAAAACAAAGAAAGAAAUAACCCCAAACUCCCCCCUUAAAUUCCGCAAUCAAAUAUAAAGAAACAAAAAUCUUGAAGCACUCUGCCCUGCACUACUAAAGUGGACAAUCAUGGCUUUUUUGCGUUGGAAAUUCUACUAGCAAGAGCAAGUGGUUGGUGCUAAAUAUUCCUUUCAUUCAUUCUUUCUUAGAGAGAGAGAGAGGUGAUGGAGGGAGAAGGAAGCAAGAAUGAGGACAAAAACGGUGUUAUCUUGGAGGGUGGAAAUAGUGUUGAGCUAGUGACAGAAAUGGUGGAGAUGAUACAGAAAGUUGGGACAUAUACUGAUUUCAGAAAAACACAGGGGAAAGAGUGUGUCAACCUGGUGAGGAGGUUGAAGCUGCUGACGCCGCUGCUCGAAGAGAUAAGGGAGCUUCAUACCUCCAUUUCCGGAGAGGCAUUCGAUCACUUGCUUGAUUUGAACAAGGCGUUGUUGGCUUCAAAGAAGUUGCUCAAGACCUGCAACUCCGGCAGCAAGAUUUUUCUUGCCCUGGAGAGCGAGGCGGUGAUGAGCAGAUUUCAUCAAGUAUACGACAAGAUUAACCAGGCACUCAACGGCAUACCUUAUGAGAAGCUUGGCAUCUCUGAAGAGGUUAAAGAGCAGGUGGAGCUAAUGCAUAUGCAACUCAAAAGAGCCAAAAGGAGGACAGAAACACAAGAUAUGGAGCUGGCGAUGGACAUGAUGGUCGUUUUCACUAGAAACGACGAGCGCAAUGCAGAUGAUGCUAUAAUAGAAAGAUUGGCAAAGAAGCUGGAGCUGCACACCGCUGCAGAGCUCGCAGCAGAAAGCGUGGCUGUGAAGAAGCUUGUGAAGGCCAAAGGAAAGAAUGCCACCCAUCAAGUUGUAGAGCUUCUGGAAAAAUUCAAGCAGAUUUCUGGAGUUGAUGAAAACAGUGUUCUUGAUGAGCCCGCAUUAGUUAGAUGCCUAGAAAAGAGCAAAUCUUUGUUAAUACCACAUGAAUUUCUCUGUCCAAUCAGUUUGGAAAUCAUGGCAGAUCCUGUAAUAAUUGCCACUGGACAGACUUAUGAACGAGAAAGCAUACAGAAGUGGCUGAAUUCGGGUCACAGAACGUGCCCGAAGACGGGGCAGAAGUUGAAUCACUUGACAGUUGCUCCCAACUUUUCCCUCCGCAAUCUUAUCCAACAAUGGUGCGAGAAGAACAACUACGACUUGCCCAAGAAGGAAGUCUGUGAUGACCCUGAUAUAGCGUCAUCUCCACUUGCUGAGGAGAUAUCUUCGUUGAUCCAGAAUCUGUAUUCGUCAUAUGUAGACGUGCAGAGAGAUGCAAUUAUCAGGAUACGCAUGCUGUCUAAAGAGUCUCCAGACAGUAGGAUCUUGAUUGCCAAUAGUGGUGGGAUUCCCCCAUUGGUUUGUCUCUUAUCAUGCGCGGAUUCUGAAACACAGCAACACAUCGUCACUGCUCUGUUGAACCUAUCACUGGAUGAGGCGAACAAACGGCUUAUAGCUAGAGAAGGAGCCAUACCUGCAAUUAUCAAAAUCUUGAGAAAUGGAACAGAAGAGGCUAAGGAGAAUUCUGCAGCAGCAUUGUUCAGUUUGUCGAUCCUUGAAGAGAACAAAGUUCUAGUCGGCUGCUCCAAUGGAAUCCUGCCUCUCGUAGAUCUCCUGCGGACUGGGACGAACAGAGGGAAAAAGGAUGCUGCAACUGCACUUUUUAGCCUGGUGCUAAAUCAAGGUAAUAGAUCAAGGGCAGUCAUAGCAGGUAUCAUACCGCCAUUGCUGCAACUGCUUGAGGACAAGACUUUGGAUAUGAUUGAUGAAGCCCUAUCGAUUUUAUUGCUUAUCGCUUCACAAGCUGAAGGAAGGAACGAGAUUGGACGUUUGUCCUUUGUGCGGACACUGGUGGAAAUAGUACGAGAUGGGACUCCAAAAAACAAGGAAUGUGCCACAGCUGUGAUACUUGAGUUAGGAUCCCACAACUCAUCUUGUCUUCUAGCAGCGCUGCAAUACGGUGUUUACGACCAUUUGAUAGAGAUUACAAGAUCUGGAACAACAAGAGCACAGAGAAAAGCAAAUUCACUUUUGCAUCUGAUGAAGAAGAAUGAACACAUACCUCACAUUCCCAGAAAAUAGAGGUUUUUGUUAGUUUCAUCCUGUCGCAAAUGCCUUGUUUUUUUUACACAAAUGUGUCCUCUGAAAAUGAAGUAUUGAUGAAUACAAAACAAUUAUUUUCAGAAGAAGAUGAAACUCAGAAAAAAGGUCCAUGUUUCAUUUCAA
Salvia splendens (bonfire salvia) is the source of this 2782-nucleotide messenger RNA. RefSeq names its product U-box domain-containing protein 15-like. Gene Ontology annotation, molecular function: ubiquitin-protein transferase activity; protein binding. Lineage: Eukaryota; Viridiplantae; Streptophyta; Magnoliopsida; Lamiales; Lamiaceae. Bases 716 to 2638 code for a protein of 640 amino acids. Gene Ontology annotation, biological process: protein ubiquitination; cell surface receptor signaling pathway. The record is from RefSeq and is a predicted model, not a curated record. The transcript is spliced from 4 exons.